CAAAAGUUAAAACUUAAAUUAACAAAAAAGCUGCUUUAAACUGAAGCGUUAACAGACAUCUGGUGGUAAUGCGGAUCAAAACCGAUUACUGUUACUGGACCGACUCCGGGCAGACACGGAACUGUAGUCUGAGGAGUGCUGGGCCCCGAUUGUUGGUGCUGAUGCUGAUCGCAGCUCAUAAUCUACAUGUCAGCUGUGUAAAAGAGCCUUUUGACCUUGAUUUUGGACCAGACGCAGGGGAUCAAUUCACUUGGAAAGGAGAUGGUACGAGAUCUGAGCCAAUUUAUAUUAAUGGACCACUGAUGUGGGGUCAAGCAGAGGUCGCCUACUUCAAAACUGAAUCGGACAUUGAGUUAUUUCUGUACGACCAAAGCGGCAACCAAAUCGGCGAAAUUGAAGUAGCUUAUUUCGAUGGAAAAACUCAGGACAAUCUGCUUGAUAAAAUGUGCCUCCAAUAUGAUGACUACUAUGCGAAUAUUGAAAGUAUCUGUGACUAUAUGCUGGAUCCAAACAAUCCUGCUGAGGACUACGUUAGAGGUUUCGUUAGGAGUACCGAUUCUGCACUAAGAAGUGUUGUCUAUAAAAUAGAGCUUCUGUACGAAUGGAAUGACUUGAGUUUCUCGAAGAGCAGUCUGGGCGUCUACUUUGACGAUCUCUUGACUCAGGUGCUGACUGGACCCGAUACCAAAUACGUCAAUUUGGCGAACAAUGUGUAUGUGCGCAACCUCACUAGAUCCAAAGACUUGGAAGUUGUCAACAAUCGGAUCGGAGGAGACUUCAAAGCGGAUUUUGGCUUCGUAGUCACAUGGUACAAGAUCAUGGACGAUGACGCAGAAACCAUGUUUUUCUCCAAUGUACAGCUUGUCGUUGCAUGUGACCAGAAGAACACUACAGAUGUCCAGGACAACGAGUGCUACUCCAUGGCCGAAUAUGAUCAACUUAACCCAUGGGAGGAGGAAAUGGACGGGUUCUUCUACUUCAGUAGUUACAUGGAGCCAUUUGAUUAUGAUUAUGGCUAUUUUCGGAUGCCAUUUGAUCAUAGACCCUCAUUUAACUCGAACGACGAUAAAAGCAACGUGGGAAUUCCUGGACUGUGGAUUUACGAAAUUAGCCAACUUCCAGACAUCCCUUAUAUUCGGAUGCCAAAAAGAAAGGUUAAAUUUUGUGGUAAGUCUUAUGCGAAGCCAUCAAGCGUGGCUGUUUUCGCGGCAAGUGCAAAACAAAUAUCUAUCGAAUGUCCCGGAUUGGUGGCUAAAGAUCAAAAUUGGGGUGGCAGGACCUAUGAAGAGAACCUUCAAGUCAAGCUGAUAGGCUCGUCAUUCAACAAGACGAUUGACAACUCCGACAUCGAUUUUGACAUUUACUCUGCCAAACUGACUUUUGAUGCUCCCGAGUUCUGGGGUGUGAAUGAAGUGGUGGGAAUGAGUGUGACUGCUGAAGAUCUGGAGCAGAAGAUUGAAGCUACUCUUUCCUUCACUCAAGACCAACAUGCCAGACCUCUAGAAGUCAGCACGGUAGAAGGAAGUGGGAUCCUCCAGGUGUCAUGGCCAGAAGCCACCAUCAACGAAACAAUUAACCUGCUCUAUACCGAGUACGCAUAUAACGGGACACAAGCCGGGUAUGAAAAAGUGGACGAGGGUAUUUUGCCAUUGUUAGUGGACGAUAUCUCUAUCAACUACACUUUUGGAGAGAACUCUCUAGUGCGCUUCGAACUCAACUCUUUUCAAGGAACAUUUGUCAGUGUGAUUCCGAAGAAAGGCGAGACAAAUUGUGUAGACUGGAUUCAUGAUCAACUGGACUGGGAUCUUACUCAGUGUUCUCUGGCGCUGGAGGAGGCGUUUGCAUGUCCUGCAAAUUACAGAAAAAACUCAGGCCAGGAAUUGGACUCCUUUUGGGCUCACGAGGAGGUCAACCAUGGUCCGAGUGGUUGGAUCUAUGACCCAUGUUGUAACCAAAACUAUUCAACUCUCCCUUCAAACACCGCUACUGGCGCAAUCUGCAACAGCUCCAACUGUGAUUAUAACCCAGGCGCCCACUUCUGCAUUCGUUCCCCUUCAACUACUUGUUGGGAUGAGAAAACCGGACAAACUCUGUACGUUUCGAACCAAUGCUGUUACGACGAGGAAGGUCAAUUGAUGAGUGACCCUUUCGGGGAGCGGGAAGAAUGAGUUUGACCAAAGCUACUUCUUUUAAUUUGCACCACUUUUUCAAAAAUGAGCUGGAACCCUUCGACGCGUGCUGUGAGAAUAGCAAUCGUUGCGAUUUGUUCCAUCUCAACAGACCCACCG
Molecule: messenger RNA, 2288 nt
Organism: Symsagittifera roscoffensis
Lineage: Eukaryota; Metazoa; Xenacoelomorpha; Acoela; Convolutidae
Exons: 4
Coding region: 69-2168 (699 amino acids)
Biological process (GO): cell-matrix adhesion
Source: RefSeq, a predicted model, not a curated record